This is a messenger RNA of Bombus pascuorum, 1862 nucleotides long. RefSeq names its product histone H2A.V (gene His2Av). Bases 128 to 514 code for a protein of 128 amino acids. Gene Ontology annotation, cellular component: nucleosome. The transcript is spliced from 5 exons. The record is from RefSeq and is a predicted model, not a curated record. NCBI's taxonomy places the organism in Eukaryota, Metazoa, Arthropoda, Insecta, Hymenoptera, Apidae. Gene Ontology annotation, molecular function: structural constituent of chromatin; protein heterodimerization activity; DNA binding.
UCACGUGAGACGAUCGCGGGACGUGCCGACAGCGCCAAGCGUAUUUGGCGGGACCGCGUUUAGACGGCGUCGUCUGUGCUUCUGGCAAGUCUGUCGUGUAGUGAACCACAAAGGCUCUUGUCCGAUAAUGGCUGGCGGAAAGGCGGGCAAGGAUUCUGGUAAAGCGAAGGCGAAGGCGGUCUCUCGUUCGGCGAGGGCCGGAUUGCAGUUUCCGGUUGGUAGAAUUCACAGGCAUUUGAAAAACAGAACCACAAGUCAUGGUCGAGUCGGUGCUACAGCAGCGGUAUACAGUGCAGCUAUCUUGGAAUACCUCACUGCUGAGGUUCUCGAAUUGGCAGGAAAUGCAUCAAAAGAUUUGAAGGUCAAACGUAUUACACCAAGACAUCUUCAGCUUGCUAUUCGUGGUGAUGAAGAAUUAGAUAGUCUUAUUAAAGCAACUAUCGCUGGAGGAGGUGUUAUACCACAUAUCCAUAAAUCGUUGAUUGGAAAGAAGGGUUCGCAAAAACCAGCAUAAUUUAGUGAUUCAGUUAAGAACAUGUGAAGCUAUGUAGACAAAACAGAUGCGAAACAGAGUGAUUGUUGAUAAAGUGUACCUAUGUUACGAAAUUGAUGGCGAGAGACUGGUGUGAUAUAUAUAUAUAUAUGUGUGUAUAUAUAUAUGUAUAUAUAUAUAUAUAUAUAUAUAUAAAUAUAUAUAAAUAUAUAAAUAAAACAAAUAUUGAUAUAAUUUAAUAUAGGUAACGAGAGUUAAAAAAAAGACAAAUUUUCACCACAUAAUUGGCAUUUAGAAUCGAGAAAGUUAAUAAUAUAGUCUGAAAAUUUUAGUGUACGUUACACUGCAAUUACUUGACAAGCGAUGCGUUGUAGCAUGGUUUGCUCAAAACUGCAGAAGUCUUUGAUACUGUAUGCGGAUUGUGAACUAAAUGUUUUGAAAGUUGGAGUAUUUAAGGGCUUGGAUGUGUCGUAAAGUUUGUAAUUUUGAAAGACGAUUGUUCUUUUGAUUUCUUAUUUUGUGCAUGGUGUUUAACUUUGUCUCUUUUUUAAACUAUUGCGUGCAACUAACGUUGUUUUCUUAAAAUUAGCUAUUAAAUAGCAUAAAGGUAAUUGGAUAAAAAUGUAUAAUAUGAGCGAGUAUUAAUAGGUAUUUCAUAAAUUUUUUCACUUUCAAUUUUUGAAAUUUUUAAUCCAUUUAUAUUUAAUUGUCUAAUACCUUACGAUUAUAGUUACAAGUAAAAGUAGUUACGUACUCAUUCUUGUUAUUAAAUACUCUUAACUAUCUCAUAGCAGUAAACAGUGUGCAUAAAUACCUCUAGAUUAAAUUUUUAAUUUUGGACACUUUGUAUUCUAAAAUUUGUGUUGCCGAAUAUCUUUGCUUAAAUUUUUGAAGUUUUCAGUCUCUGCAACAUUAGUAUAUAAGAUUACAUGAGAAAUCAUUCUGCUGACUUUGUUUCCAUUCUGUUAAUUUUAUGAAACACAAUAAGUUAUAAUUUGUAGCGUGCUGUAAUUUAUAUCCACGAUUAUGAGACUGGAAUCUUUGAAAUCUAUAAGGCUUUUACUCGUGUGAAGGUCAAAGAAAAAGUAUUUCGGCAUUGCAAAGCCUUUGAUGUAAUAUAUAAUCUUUAUUCCAGUAGUGUUCAAUUAAUGUAAAAUCCAUAGUAGAAAUAUCGAAACAAUUUGAAAUAAAGUAAUAUACGUUUUUAGUUCUAACAACUAUCGAUUUCUAUUUUGGUUCUGUUCACAUCACUUUUCAUUUUAUUCAUAAAACUACUGUUAUUUGUGUCAUUUAGUGUAAUUUUCGCUGUAUUAAAUACCAGCCACAUGUAAAAUGUUCAUUUUCAUAAUAAAGAGCAAUUUUAUUAUUA